This is a messenger RNA of Gadus macrocephalus (Pacific cod), 2985 nucleotides long. It is a transcript of the gene slc39a11, whose product is annotated as solute carrier family 39, member 11. Gene Ontology annotation, molecular function: zinc ion transmembrane transporter activity. The coding region runs from base 106 to 1128 and encodes 340 amino acids. NCBI's taxonomy places the organism in Eukaryota, Metazoa, Chordata, Actinopteri, Gadiformes, Gadidae. The record is from RefSeq and is a predicted model, not a curated record. Gene Ontology annotation, cellular component: membrane. The transcript is spliced from 10 exons. Gene Ontology annotation, biological process: zinc ion transmembrane transport.
GAAGCAGGAAGUAAAUACAUAAGAUUCGAGAGGGGCCAGUGGAACAAGCUGUAAGUAGACCUGCAUGAAGACAUUUGAGCGAAAUAAACUGCGAAAAGCGGCACCAUGCUGCCAGGCUACAGCCCUGUCACUCAGGCCUUCCUGGGCACUCUGUUCACCUGGGCCCUGACGGCUGCUGGCGCCGCCCUCGUCUUCAUCUUCUCCAGCAGACAGAAACGCAUUUUGGAUGGCAGUUUAGGCUUCGCAGCUGGGGUGAUGCUGGCUGCUUCCUAUUGGUCGUUGCUGGCUCCGGCGAUCGGCAUGGCAGAGGAUUCUGGGAAAUACGGUGCCUUCGCUUUCGUGCCUGUGGCCGUGGGUUUCACUCUGGGAGCGGCGUUCGUGUACCUCGCCGACCUCGUCAUGCCAAUGCUGGGGUUAGGAGUGGACCCUCAGGUGGCUCUAGCGCUGCCUCCUGACAAGCCUUUGAAGGAGAAGUCGGAGGACCCAUCGUCCUUCCAAUUCUCGGGCCCUGAGGAGAUGACCAUCCGGAUAGGUAGAGGAGGACCCCAUGCAGACAAGAUCGAGAACGGGGAGGUGCACCAGAGGAGGAGAGGCAGCCUCCACGGCCCCGAGGCCCAGGACGCGGACAACAGACAGGAACAGGAAGAGGUGGUGCGCAGAGGGAGCAGCUGGAGACGGAUCAUGCUUCUUAUCCUGGCCAUCACCAUCCACAACAUCCCAGAGGGCCUGGCUGUAGGUGUAGCAUUCGGUGCCAUAGGGAAGACCCCGUCUGCCACUUUUGAGAGCGCCAGGAACCUGGCCAUCGGAAUUGGCAUUCAGAACUUUCCAGAAGGGUUGGCGGUGAGCUUGCCUCUCCGCGGGGCUGGGAUGUCGACGUGGGGAGCCUUCUGGUACGGCCAGCUGAGUGGAAUGGUGGAGCCGGUGGCGGGGUUGCUAGGGGCCGUUGCCGUGGUGCUGGCGGAGCCCCUGUUGCCGUACGCGCUGGCGUUUGCCGCGGGGGCCAUGGUGUACGUGGUGGUGGAUGACAUCAUACCGGAGGCUCAAGUCAGUGGAAACGGGAAACUAGCAUCGUGGACGUCGAUUCUGGGCUUCGUGGUGAUGAUGUCACUGGACGUGGGGUUGGGAUGAUUGUAACCAAGGCGACGACAAAUCCAACGUCAAAAUCCAGAUCGCUCACAAACUAAGGAAGGGACCAAAUAUUCCAGUCUUCUCAAUGCAAAUAAGGGCUCUACAUGUGCAUUCAUUCUUUUGUUGGAUUGAUCAGAGGUUAUUUUUUAAGUUGGUUUGAGCUUUUUCCGUUUUUACUCUCUCAUUUCACCCAGGUUGAUUGUUAUGACCGUGUCCAUAUUAUCCCAUGCAGCUCCGAAUGAACAAAUACUUGAAGGGCAAUGUGUCAUUCUUUUGUGUCAUUUGCUUUCUCAUGUCCGUUUGUGUGUUGUUUGGGAAUAGUCUGGGGAUGAGUUUAGGUUAUUUUAAGUUGUACUUAGUCGUCCAUUUUUAAUCUUGCUGGAUCGUCCAUGCAAUGAAACGGAUGCAAUGCUGUUUACAGUCACAGAAGAUGAAGAGAUUAAUACAUUUAUUAAGUGAUUUAAUUUAAUGUAAUUGCCAUUGGUGUCAAAGUGUAGGGGAGAAUAGUUGUUUUAUGCCUCAAAAAAUGACUUGUAAUAAAAUGUGACAACUAAUCUCAUCUACGUUUUUCUCUGACCAAAUGCUGACAAAGAAAUUACCAAGAAAAAAACAUCAACCAUAUAUUGCCUGUUUUUAUUUCUUAUUUAUUUUCAGUAAGGCACUAUCGAGGGCUGCUAUGUGAAUGUCAGCCCACUCCCACGCCGCUGACUAUUCCGGUAACUCCCCUUUGGUUAGCAGAGGGCUAAACAUAACGUAACAUACAAAUCUAAAUCGUACACCCAUGCGUUUCUAAUUUAGCACGGUGUCUCAGCGUUCCUGCUCUUGUCGUUAUUUAAAUAUUUCACUUCGGGUUGUAUUAAGUGGAGGCAGGCCGCAGAGUGCCUGAAGCCUUCUUAUCAUCCCUCAAUCAGUCAUCCAGCCCUCAUUAUAGUGGUGCGUUGUGAUGGCUGCGGUGUGCAGGAAUGUGUGUUGGAAGUUGGAGGCAGUCUCUCAUUGAGAUCCAUCAGGGAUAGGAUUGAUCAAUUCAUCAAGGCCCUCAAAGCUGAAAGGCAUAACGGGACAGAGCCAUGAAUCCCCAUUGGUUGUUUUAUCAUGAGAACUGUGUGGAAAUACAAGUAUGACAUGGAUACAGUAUAGAGUAACGAAAUAUACAUUGUGUUUAAUAUCAGAUGUUUGGCAUGCACAAUAGUUGUGUUGUAUUCGAUUAUUCAGGACAUUAUCCACACGUUGUAAUGCGUAGCUUUUGGGCCAACUCGUGAUAGAACAUAAGGAUUUUCUAGGCUGUACAUCGCUCUCUGUGUCCAAGGGGCAGAUUUUCCUGGUAAUUCUCUCUUUGAAACAAGGGGGAAUUACUGGCUUAAAAACUCAGUUGAUGGCAAAUGUGUGCAUCUUUUUCUUGUUUCGUGGCAUCGAGUAUAGUAAUGAUAACACUUUGGUCCUAAGUUAUCAUAAGCAUGUCUUUAAAGAGCCGGUAGUUAUGCCUCUGCUCAAAGAUGCCCACAGGUUAGGUGGUCGACAUUUGUGGAACCUAUAACUAGACGCAUCAAACAAUGUCUUUUUUUCUAUUGUAACACAUUUACCGUUUCAACUCUUCACACACAUCACACAGGGUUGACGUCCUUCUAAACAUCCUUUCUCUCGCUCUCUCACACACACACACGCAUGCAUAUGAGAAAGAAAGCACGAGAAAGCGGUGCACAGAAUUGCAGAGAGCUCGACCCAUUUAAUGUAAGUCUAGAACCAGCUGCACGUCUAACAUCGACAAAGAUGACGAAUAUGCCAUAAAGUACAAAACAGAAAAGUGAAACAAAACUAAAAAAUUCUUCAUAACCUCAACAAAAAGCUUAAAAACUAAAA